Stomoxys calcitrans (stable fly) is the source of this 2550-nucleotide messenger RNA. Its product is annotated as NHL repeat-containing protein 2. Lineage: Eukaryota; Metazoa; Arthropoda; Insecta; Diptera; Muscidae. The record is from RefSeq and is a predicted model, not a curated record. Gene Ontology annotation, molecular function: protein binding. The transcript is spliced from 3 exons. Bases 68 to 2305 code for a protein of 745 amino acids.
CCAUUGCGCCGUUCAGUCGUUCUGUGCCGAAAGCAGGGUCGAAAAACAACACCUAAAAAUAGUUUUUAUGAAGUUUUUUAAAAGAUCAAAAGAAUUUUUUCAAAAAAUUUUUAGUUCAAAAGAUAUGGAGGGUGACGAUGUUGAGCCCAGUGAUCUAUUGUGCUUCAUCACGGAGGAGCUGCAGACAAAAUUCCAAGCAGCCACUGAUAUGGCGGAAAAGUCGCAAAUAAUUCAAGAUUUUCUCAAGCGAUGGGAAAGUGAUAGAGCUUUGGAUGUGUUGCGAAAACAAAAGUUUGAAUUCGAAAAGGAUUUGGACUGGUUUAAUGUGAGUCAUCAUCUCACCUUGGAGGGUCUGCGUGGAAAGUUGCUGGUCUUGGAUUUCUUCACCUAUUGUUGCAUAAACUGCAUGCACAUACUGCCCGAAUUGAAUAAUCUGGAAAAGCUGUAUCCCAUCGAAAGGGGUCUAGUGGUGGUGGGAGUACACAGCCCCAAAUUCGAGAAUGAAAAGGAUGCUGUAAACAUUUUGGCAGCCGUGCAACGUUAUGGAAUUGAACAUCCCAUUGUCAAUGAUCCGACCAUGUCGUUGUGGCGCAGCAUUGGCGUACGUUGUUGGCCCACUUUAAUUGUAUUGGCACCCACUGGAGCCCCAAUGCUGAUGUUAAUGGGUGAAGGCCAUGGUAUUUUUAUGGAACAUUUUACCGAGCAGGCUUUGCGAUUUUUUGCACAGAAAAAGGAAUUGAAAGAUUUCUCAAUACCCAUAAGACCAUCGAUUGAUCUGUUGCCAGCCUCCAAGCUUAAAUUUCCGGCAAAAAUAGCUCGCAGUGAAGAUGGUCGAUUUGCAAUUGCCGAUGCCGGCAAUCAUCGCAUUGUGGUCUUUAAUAUUCAAGGUGAUGUUUUGCACAAAAUUGGUUGUGGAUCCAGCGGCCUCGUCGAUGGUCAUACAAGUGUGGCUCGCUUUAACUGUCCUCAAGGUGUGACGUUCCUUAACAACGAAAUUUUGAUAGUGGCCGAUACCGAAAAUCAUGCUUUGCGUCAAGUGAAUCUAAGGACACAAACUGUGGAAACUUUGGCUGGUACUGGCCAACAAGGCCAUGAUCGUACCGGAGGCAAAAUAGGUCCCUUGCAACAGAUUUCUUCACCUUGGGACGUGGCUGUAUAUCGGACACGUGACAUGGAUAUGUCAUUCCAUUUGGAUGAGCAAAAUGUGCCCGAAAAGACUAUAAUACUCAGCUCAAUGGCGGGUACUCAUCAGAUAUGGGGUUACUUUCCUGAAGGCAUGAUAUGGUGGAAAUUCCGUAAAUUUGAACCACGUACUUGUGUCUCUUUAAUUGGCAAUGGUAUGGAAGAGAAUCGCAAUAACUCCUAUCCCCAGAAUGCAGCAUUUGCCCAGCCAUCGGGUUUGGCUAUUGCCAAGGAUUUCUUGUAUGUUGCGGAUAGUGAAAGUUCCAGCAUUCGUAAGGCUUCACUGGUGGAUGGCAAAGUUUUGGGUGUUGUGGGAGGAGAUCGAAAUCCACAGAACCUCUUCGCCUUUGGCGAUGAAGAUGGCAAACAGUUUUCGGCAAAACUUCAACAUCCCCUUGGCAUAUGCUACAAUCACUUUGAUGGCAAGAUCUAUAUAGCCGAUACCUAUAAUCAUAAAAUCAAAGUUAUUGACACGGAAAAUAGCGCCAUUGAUACCUGCAACAUUCUCAGACAAGAUGGUGCUGCCAAGCAGCUGUUUAAUGAGCCAGCCGGUUUAUGCUUUGAUGCUACGGGCCAAUAUCUACUUAUUUCGGACACAAAUAAUCACCAGUUGAUAUGUGUAGAUAUGUAUACAUCAACAGCGCAACAAUUUCCCUUGAAAUUUCCCUGGUGUCCCGGCGAAGAAGAAUGUGUCAUCGAUGGCCCAUUGCGCACAGGUCUUGAGAUUGUAAGGCAAUUGCCUUUGACCAAAUGCAAACAGAUUAAACUAUUGGUGUCUGUGACACUGGACCAAAAUCUGAAAUUUACUGCCGAAGCCCCACAAAAAUGGAGUUUGAACAGUGCCAAUAGCGCUCUAAAGUCACUGAAUACGCGUGGCUCUUUAACCAAUGGCAAAUUUGAUAUUUUACUGCAACGCGUGGACAUGGCCAAUGUGAACAUACCACGAGAAGAUUUAAAAUUAGACUUGUCCCUGAGUCUAUGCGAUGCCAAAAGUUGUCUAAUGAAACGCUUUGCAGUGAUUCUUAAUGAUGACGACAAUGCUCUAUCCGACAAUACAGCAUCAAACACAGAAGAAAUUGAACUUAAAUUGCACAUAACUCCCAAUAGCGUACAUAUGUUUUAAGGCGAUGUUUUUUUUUUUAAGAUUUUGUAAAUGACUAUGAGGCAUUUAGCGCUUUUUUUAUAAUGUUUAGAUAUUUGAAAUAAUGUUGACCUAUUCCAUAAUUAAAACAUACUCAUUAAUUGUAGAUUAGAGAAAAAACAACCGAAAAGUAUUUUGAUUGGACAAAGCUAACCAAUUAGUGUUAAAAAAUUAUUAAUUUCAUAUGUGGCCAUACCAUCAAUAAAGUGGACUUAUGUUUAACACAA